Molecule: messenger RNA, 699 nt
Organism: Diaporthe citri
Lineage: Eukaryota; Fungi; Ascomycota; Sordariomycetes; Diaporthales; Diaporthaceae
Exons: 4
Coding region: 1-699 (232 amino acids)
Source: RefSeq, a predicted model, not a curated record
AUGGCUCACCCACAAGACCUCGUCUACCGCGGAAAUUGUUUCUGUGACCAAUGCGGCAUAGGAGUAGUCGGCCAGCAUAUCGCGGGACCAUCGAGCGGCCACUUCACUGUAAAUGUACGCACCAUUCAAGGGGUCAAUCCGUUUCAAAUCAGCAUCACGACCGUCGAGACGGAAGACGAGAGGUCCGAGAUCCAACGGCCUGCAACCACUGAGCCAGCGGCACAUCAUCUGUUCUCCUGCCAAUGUGGGGACGUCCAAGCUGAGCUUCUUGUCCCCAUACACGACCAAGAGAUCAAGGAAGACAACUGCAGCGGCUAUAUCAGGCAUGCUUACAUCGGAGUCUACCCAACCCGGGACCAGGUUCGAAUCCACGGCCAAGAACGCGGAUGGGAGCAUGGCGGUCUGAAGGCCGAACUUGGAGCGCUGAAUAUGGGCAGUGUAGUGCACUGUAAGACGUGCGGCGCGCAGGUUUUCACCAAUCUCUACGGCCCACCCAUCACCGUCUUUGAUAAACUACCCCCUGAGAGAAAGGCAUAUGCCCUGGAAGUGUACCACAAAAACAUGAGCCUUCAGCCGCUCAAUGUGAGAGCCAUCGAAGGUUUCCAGCUGCUGUCUGAGACUAUCAACGUCAACAGGUCGGACGAGGGCACUGAGGGGUAUGCCGAGCUGCUUGAGCCCUGGCAAGCUACUUCAAAAUAA